AUGAAGAUGGUGAUCAUCUUACAAGAAGCUGUACACAGUGUGGUGACAAAGAAUUACCAACACAUUCUCACCUUGGUGUUUGCAAUCAAAGAAAUAAAUGAAAACCCUCAGAUGUUACCCAACAUCACCUUGGGUUUCCGCAUUUAUGACAGCUAUUUCACUGCCAAAAGCACCUACCAUGCUACAAUGCUCCUUAUAUUCACACCAUGGAAACAUUUCCCAAACUACAAAUGUGACAUUCAGGAUCACCUCAUUGCAGUUAUUGGAGGACUGGACCCACUGACCUCCUUUCACAUGGCAACAGUCUUGGAUAUUUACAAGAUUCCACAGCUCAUAUAUAGCCCUGCUCCAGUGAUGAAUGACAAAACCCCAGGCCUUUCUUUUUACCAGAUGACACCUCAGGAAGCAAUUCAGUAUGCAGGAAUUCUCUCUUUACUUCUGCAUUUUAAGUGGAUAUGGAUUGGAAUCCUUACCUCCAACGAUGAAUAUGGAGAUAGAUUUGUCCAAACUGUAUCUCCACUUUUCUCCCAAGGUGGUAUCUGUUUUGCCUUCAUAGAAAGAAGCCACAAACAAACAAUUGUCAGUGAAAUUAAUAGUAUGUUUACUCAGGGGGCAAAAAUACAUGAUAAACUCAUUGCGAGUAAAGCAAAUGCAGUGCUUGCCUAUGCAGAAUCUUUGGCAAUUGUUUUUUUGAGAUGGCUCUCAUACCUAUCAGAACACCAACAUGUGACAAGUCAAGAAAAAGGUAUUGUGUGGAUACUGACAGCCCAGAUGGAGCUCACAUCUAUCACAUAUCAAAGGACUUGGAAUAUAGACAUGAUCCAUGGUGCUCUCUCCUUCUCAAUUCACUCCAAGGAUCCUUCAGGAUUUCAACAAUUUCUUGAGAAUAGGAAACCUCUGCAUGCAAAAGGAGAUGGCUUUAUCCUGGACUUCUGGCAACAUGCAUUUGGUUGUACAUUCCCAAAUAGAGUAACUGACACAAUGGAUGGGGAUUUCUGUACUGGGGAAGAGAAAUUGGAGAGUCUUCCUGGGCCCUUUUUUGAAACAAGGAUGAUUGGCCACAGCUACAGCAUCUACAAUGCUGUCUAUGCUGUGGCCUAUGCUUUACAAACUAUGUUCUCAUCUAGACUGGGGGCUGAAAGGGGGCUGAAGCUUUGGAAUCUACAGUUCUGGCAGUCCCAUCACUUUCUGAGAGGAGUCUCCUUUAACAACAGUGCUGGUGACCAGGUUUCCUUUGACCAGAAUGGGGAGUUAGUGUCUGGAUUUGACAUUUCCAACUGGAUUUUUUCUUCAAACCAAUCCUUUCAUAGAGUGAAAGUUGGACAGGUGGACCCCCAAGGUCUUCAGGGCAAUGUAUUCAGCAUCAAUGAGAGUGCUAUAACGUGGCACAGCUGGUUUAAUCAGGCAAAGCCUCAUUCUGUAUGUAGUGAAAGUUGUCGUCCUGGUUUUAGCAAGAAAGUGAAGGAGGGGGAUCCAUUUUGCUGCUAUGAUUGCAUCCUAUGUCCAGAAGGGAAAAUUUCAGUCAAAGACGAUAUGAACGACUGCUCUAAAUGCAGUGACGUAAGCUAUCCAAGCAAGAACCAAGAUUCCUGUGUUCCCAGACUGAUUUCCUUCUUGUCUUACAAUGAACCAUUGGGGAUGGCUUUAGCCUUUUUUGCGCUUUUCUCUUCCUUGAUCACAGCUCUGGUGCUAGCAGCAUUUAUGAAGCACCGCAGCACUCCCAUUGUCAAAGCCAACAACCGGAGUCUCACCUACACCCUCCUUGUCUCCCUCUUGCUCUGCUUCCUUUGUUCAUUGCUAUUCAUUGGCCAGCCGCAGAAGGUGACAUGUCUUCUCCGACAAACUGCUUUUGGAAUCAUAUUCUCAGUGGCUGUUUCUUGUGUGUUGGCCAAAACCACCACAGUGGUCCUGGCUUUCAUGGCCACCAGACCGGGAUCCAGCCUGAGGAAUUGGGUGGGGAAGUCAUUAGCUGACUCCAUUGUUCUUUCCUGCUCAUUUCUCCAAGCAGGCAUUUGCUUUUUGUGGUUGGUAACUUCUCCCCCAUUCCAAGAUGUUGACAUUCAUUCAGUAAGAGAAGAAAUUAUAUUGGAGUGCAAUGAGGGAUCUCUGACAUUCUUUUACUGUGUUUUGGGCUAUAUAGGCUUUCUGGCCAUUAUCAGCGUCAGUGUGGCUUUCCUUGCCAGAAAGUUACCUGACAGUUUCAAUGAAGCCAAAUUCAUCACCUUCAGCAUGUUGGUCUUUUGCAGCGUUUGGUUAUCCUUUAUCCCAUCCUAUCUGAGCUCCAAGGGAAAGUACAUGGUAGCUGUGGAGAUCUUUUCUAUUUUAGCCUCUAGUGCCGGGUUGCUGGGGUGCAUAUUUGCCCCCAAAUGUUACAUUAUUGUGUUGAGGCCUGAACUGAAUAACAGGGAACAGAUAAUAAGAAGGAAAGCAUGA
This is a messenger RNA of Zootoca vivipara (common lizard), 2433 nucleotides long. The record is from RefSeq and is a predicted model, not a curated record. NCBI's taxonomy places the organism in Eukaryota, Metazoa, Chordata, Lepidosauria, Squamata, Lacertidae.